Messenger RNA from Adineta ricciae, 1749 nucleotides. The record is from the annotation of a GenBank genome assembly. NCBI's taxonomy places the organism in Eukaryota, Metazoa, Rotifera, Eurotatoria, Adinetida, Adinetidae.
AUGGAAAGUACUUUGAAGAAAAUGUAUAAGGAAACGAUGAAGGAUCAUUCAUCCACGUUGCCAGUACAACAAAAGCCCAAUCCAAAUAAGCAAUCUCAAUUGUUGAACAUAAUUCGUGACGAAUUAGUUAAGCCAUCGACUGAACAGCGUUCACUCGUGUCAACGAAACAUAUCGCGGUUCAAUGUUCAGCAGUUGACCUCAAGCAAGAUAUCACUAAUAUUGAUUGCAUCCUAAUCGGUCAUUUAUCUGCUGGAAGCAUUGCUUCGUCACCUAUUUCGCCACCUCCUGGAUUCAUAGAGCGUGGUAUACAAGUCGAUCUCAACGAAUCUCACAUUGAUUCGCUAGCAGACUUGAUUGAAUUCUAUUCCGACAGCGUACUGCCAGAAAUAGUGAAACAGUUUUAUGAACUUUGUAACGCAGAUAUUCCUUGGGCCCGAACACAAAUCGAUGAAUACCUUCGACAUCCUCCGAGCGCAUCAAGCGUUCCAACACUUCGACAAUUGAGUUUUAAUGCGUUAAAUCAGUGGAAUGAACAGAUCAAACAUUCGAAUCCAUCAUUUGACACCAUCUCUAUCGGAGACAUCCUUCGAGAUAUCAAUAACGGAGAUAUCUUUGACGAAUUGACCAUUGACGAUGAACCAGAUGCGAGCGCAAUUCCGAUUAGCGAUACCAAUCAUCUGACAAUCCCAUGGCCAGUAAUCAACUCUAUACAGGAAUUGUAUGGUGAAUUACCAACGAAAGAAUCAUUUCACUAUGAUGGCAAUGGGUUAUCCUUACCCUUGGAUGAUGAACUUUCGUUCAAUAUUUAUCAAUCGUUGCAGCGGUUUUUAGGAGUAUCGAAUCAAAUAACUAAACCGGUGAAUGAAAAGAAAGUCACGAAGGAGAAUAAGAAGAUCAACAAACAACAACGAAAUCUGCCGAAAGCGAACGAAUCGAGUACGAAUAGUUCAACUAAGAAAGGCAAUACUCCAUCAUUACAAGAGAUUAUGGACGAAGAAUUAAAUUACAUCCAAACACAAAAAGCAAUACCAAAACGUCAACUUGAUUAUGCUAGUCAACAUAAGCUAAAAGAAUUAGAACGUCAAUUUCCCACUAUUUCAUCGGACGUUAUCCAUGAGAUCUUUCUGGCCAAUGAAUCAGAAUAUGAAUUAACACUCGCUUGUAUUUCAUCGAUGCUUGACGAAACAGCGUCGAUUACUCCAACACCUAAAUCUCAACGACUACCACUUGCAACUACAACAGUAACAAAGCCGUCUUUACAACAACAACAGCAAGCAAAAGUUGAACCGUACGAGAUUGCUAGACGCGACGCUCUUAACUAUGCUUCCAAGCGAAAAGAUUGCUAUCUCAAAGCUGACCAAGCAAAUCGUCAUGGAAUGACUGGUGUCGCCUCGUAUUAUAUCAAUCAAGCGUGUGAACAAACUCGGCUGAUGAGAGACGCAAAUCGUAUCGUAUUUGAGCAUCUCUCGCGAAAACGACUUGUUCAAUUUCGUCAGACACAUCGACUAGAUCUGCAUGAAUUACAUGCUGAUGAAGCAUUGAAUUUAUUCAAACAAGUCGAACAGGAACUGUGCGAAGGAAACCGACGAACCACACCAAAGUCAAUCGAGAUUAUUACAGGUUAUGGUAAGAAUUCACCAUAUGGCGGUGGAUCUGGAAAAAUCCGUUCAGCCAUUCUUGCUUAUCUACGACAGAAAAACUAUAAAUACUCAGAAGCAAACAAAGGUGCGAUUCUAGUGCAAUUUUAG